GAAGAGGUUGGGGGAGGUAGACUGAAAGAGAGGUGGGAGAGAGAGAGAGAGAGAGAGAGACAGAGUGUGAGGGAGGAGGAUACACAGCACUGCGGUGCUACAAGGACACUGAGCUUCACUGAGAGAUACUCUCAGCCUGAACACCGUACGACACGAACCUACUGUGGCCAGCGGGCAACGUGCAGAAUACACUCUACAGCAUCUACUUUAUCAGGAGCAUCUCUUUUUUUUUUAUUAUUUGCAAUUCAGGAAUUUUUUCAUCUGGACACUAUUUACAAGAUGUCUUUUUUCUUUUAGAAGCCCAGUAAAUGCAAGGAUUGGGUUUUUUUUUGUUAGGAAAUAGAGCGUCAGUUUUCUGUUCGUAUCUCUGUCUCGUGUAUGAAUGCGAGUGUGUGAGUGAGCAAAUCUCAGGGUCACACCGUUGCUGGUUGAAAGCAAGCUCUCGUAAGCCACGGUGCUGUGCAAGAGGAGCCUGAGGCGGACGCAGACACAGGGUUUUGGAGAACACAAGAACUGUCAGGUCAAAAAGUGCCAUGAGUGAGUCCAAGAAGCGGGAGGUGGAACUGAGGGAUAAAGCCAUCAUGCACCAGCAGAGGAGACUGAAGCAGGCCACCCAGUUCACGCACAAGGACUCAGCUGACCUCCUGCCACUGGACGGUCUCAAGAGGCUGGGAACGUCCAAAGACUUGCAACCUCACAACAUUGUGCAGCGGCGCCUCCUUGAGGGUAAUAUCUCCCGGCUGUGCGGGGAGGCACGUGACACCCUGUCCCGCGUCCGCUCACCUCUCGCCGAGAGCAAGGAAGGUGCUGAGGCAGAGGAGAGGAGCGAAAGCACCAUCGAUGACUCCACUGAAGAGAAAGAGUCACCUGAGGAGAGCGAAAAAAGUCUGAGAUCUGAUGAGGAGGAUGAGGAGGAUCAACAUAGUGAUCACGGGGAUGCUGAUGGAAAGGCAGGGAUGGACAGAGGAGAAGAAGGAGAGGAGGAGAGAGAGAGAAUUCCUGUCCUCUCAACUUUGCAGGUCCAGUGUAAGUGUGGUGAUGCUGAGGUGAAAGUGUCCAUUAACACAGGCUGUCAGUACAACCACAUCUCCAGUACAUGCUGCAGAAGGCUGGGACUGAAAAUCAGUCCCAAGAUCAAGCCUGUCAGUGAAUCGAUGCAUGCUGCUGUGACUUGUGUGCAGAUCCUGAUUGGUAGUGAAAGAGUGCAGUGUACUGCUCAGGUCAUAGACGAUGAAGCGUUUGAGCUGUGCCUGGGCCUACAGACUCUCCUGGAGCUCAAAUGCUGCGUUGACCUGAACAGCAGAGCGCUCCGCCUGCACACCACCGGCGAGGAGCUGCCCUUCCUGGAGACACCCAGCCGCAGCCAGUGCCAUCACCGUGACAACAGCAAAAACCUGUGACCCUUGACCUCACCCUCUAUCAAGCUCCCACUAAAUUUGAGUGGGAAUUUGAACCACAGCCAUCACUCUCCUUCUUUUUUCCUUUUCUUCAUUCACCUCAUUUUUUCCUCCCUACAGCCUUUUGUGUCGGUUUGUGUGUCGAUUAUCGCUGAAUCAUUGUUUUGUGCUUAAUUUGUGGUACACUGAAGGAGAAGAUGAGAAAUCAUACCACAUGGAAACGGUCCAGCCAGAACAGUAAACAAAACCUUUAAUGGACCAAAAGUGGAUCAAAAUAUUAGCCAUAAAUACCUGUGAGUUAUCACAACAUUAAAUUUUCUCAAUUAAACUGAAGUAAAUGAAGCACAGACAUGACUUACCUUGUCAGUGUGUCACUAGAUGACCCCUCGGUCAUAAAUCUAAACUCAAUCAUAAAAAACAAAAAAAAAAACAUUUAAAAUAUUUUUAAAUAAAAAUAAUUUAAGUGAAUCUAUUUGUUUAAAGCAAAGCUAAAAAUGAAAAUAUGUUAUAUAGCCACAUUUAUCAAGUAUUUCUUAUUAUAAUAUUAAAAUAAACCAAAUAUGAUAUUCAAUCUAUUUCUAGACUUAUUUAUAAUUUAAAACAUAUUAAAUUAGUUUGUUCUGUUGCCAGAUAAAUCAUCUGUUUCUAUAAAGGAGCAAAAUGAUUAUUUUUAUAAUCUAAUAAUUCUAUUUGGUUUAUUGAAAUCUAAUUUAAGAUCAUUUCCCUUGCUAAGAUGUUUUAUUUUUUCCAAGAUUAUAUCCAUAGCACUUAUCUGAUCCUGAUUCCUGACUGAAGAUUCAAACAUUCCAGCCUUCUGCGAGAUUUUCUAGAUCUAUAGAUAUAUAGAAAUAUAAUCCCAGUUUUUUUAUAUUUUGAAAUGCUCUUUAUAUAAAGUGUGUGAGGGGUUCUGUAUUUCUGUGGCUGAUUCUAUGCUUUUUAACAGCUUCUGUUUAACCCUUUCAAUAGGAAUAUAUAGAAAGCUGGUCCAAAAUAAAAAAAUCCUUUUUGAACCCAAGGCUUUCCUUUUUCUUAGCUUCACUUCACUCCUGUCCUGUGUUAGUUUGAGCUCUUUGUGGCGAGGCUUCCCCUAACUGCCAUAACUGAUCUACUGUGCCUAAUACUGCCAUUUCUGAGAUCAUUUAGUCCUUCACUGAAACUGCAGCACUGUCAAAUUGUCAAGCACUUGCCCCUGAUCUCUAUUAAAAUGUGUGAGUAAGUGAGAGGAACGCUCAAUCUGCUAAUUAUUCUAGCCUCUCUCACCGUCUCUGCUGCGGCAGAUCUCAGAUCAGAGAUUAGUCCUGCUUUGAUUACACUCUGCCUCUCUGUCUGCCUCUGGGGUUUUAAAAAAAUGGUAUGCUGUAAAUGAAGGUGUAUGAAAGAGAUUAUCAUUGGCCUGUUUUUUCUUUUCUCUGUCUAAUAAAAAAAUGUAUUCUG
This is a messenger RNA of Tachysurus vachellii, 2831 nucleotides long. It is a transcript of the gene nrip2, whose product is annotated as nuclear receptor interacting protein 2. Gene Ontology annotation, biological process: proteolysis. Gene Ontology annotation, molecular function: aspartic-type endopeptidase activity. Lineage: Eukaryota; Metazoa; Chordata; Actinopteri; Siluriformes; Bagridae. The record is from RefSeq and is a predicted model, not a curated record. The transcript has 6 exons. The coding region runs from base 534 to 1400 and encodes 288 amino acids.